CGGAAGCUAACUGUUGAGCAUUGCAACAUUUGAACUUUUAUGCGGGGAGUGCGGCCUUAUUACAAGAAGAUAGGAAUGAAUUAAACUUGCUCUGAUUUCAUGCUUAAUACCCGCAAAUUACUAGAACAGAAGUACUGUCUAAUUAUUAAAAAGUAUUGAAAGGUUUUGGAACUCAUAUAGUUUCGUUCCAGAGCGUAUUCGGACGUCGAUUACACUGAGUGGUUCUUGGUAAGAUUCAAUGAUAGAUUUGAACGAGAAACCGCGACGAAGUUUUAAACGGAAAUUCGAAGAAAAUGACCGAUCUCAACCAAAAGAAACUUUACUCGAUAUUUCUGUUUCAAAGUUAGCUAAGGCUCAUACUAAAGUAAAUCUUGAACCAUCUUUAAGAAAGACUGUUAUGAUUGUUAAUACUAUUCGAAAACUUGAAUACGAAAUAGAAAUCGGACGAACAAAAACGCCGAACCAUUCAAAUUCUUAUCGCCAUUGUUCUCGGCAGACAACAAGCGACGAAAACACGAGGCAAGUUGAUUCUACUGUAUUUACACUGGUACGAACUCAAAUUUCGAUAGAGAAAGACGAGGAAAGCAUUAAACCAACGUUGGAUUCAUGGAAAGGGGAAUUUAAUUUAGAAAACAAUUCAGAAACGUCAAAAAACAGGUGUUCUAAUAAUACUACAACAAUUGUAAAAUCGUGUCCAAGCGACGAUACGUUCAUUGAUCUAGCAAAAUCUACCGAAAUGAAAUUCAAGAACAGAUUUGACGAUGCUGCUGUUUUGACGUCUUCGAACAUUCUUACAACAGCUGAAUGUGAAAUAAAUUUUUCAGAAGUUGAUAUUUCACUGUACGAUUUUGAUUCGUGGUCGGAAUGUGGUCCUCAAAUACCUUCUAUUGAUGAUUCUGAACCAGUUUAUACUAUAAGACCAACUACUUUCUAUAAACGAUGUUGCGAUGACUUGAAAUUGGAAAAGUCUAAUGAAACUAGUUUGGUAGAUGAUCUUGACCAAAUCAUGCAAGUGUUAGUUAGUAUUUGAUUGUGUUUUCACCACGAAGAAGCGACUUCUCUGUCGAACUGUAUGACUAUAUCAUUUCAUGUAAAUGUGUCUUCUCCUUUUCUAUUUAUACGGUUUUUAAUCUCUGGGUAUAUGAUGUCGGGUUUUGCAUUUAUUUGAUAUUUGUAUUUAGCUAACUUAUUAAACAUUUGAUAAUGGUUAUCAAAAAAUAUAUAUUGAUCAAAUGAA
Xenia sp. Carnegie-2017 is the source of this 1237-nucleotide messenger RNA. RefSeq lists its product as uncharacterized. Lineage: Eukaryota; Metazoa; Cnidaria; Anthozoa; Malacalcyonacea; Xeniidae. Bases 239 to 1030 code for a protein of 263 amino acids. The record is from RefSeq and is a predicted model, not a curated record. Gene Ontology annotation, cellular component: nucleus. Gene Ontology annotation, molecular function: transcription regulator activity. The transcript is spliced from 2 exons.